Molecule: messenger RNA, 1510 nt
Organism: Cyprinodon variegatus (sheepshead minnow)
Lineage: Eukaryota; Metazoa; Chordata; Actinopteri; Cyprinodontiformes; Cyprinodontidae
Product: PRELI domain-containing protein 1, mitochondrial-like
Exons: 6
Coding region: 254-886 (210 amino acids)
Biological process (GO): phospholipid transport
Cellular component (GO): mitochondrial intermembrane space
Molecular function (GO): phosphatidic acid transfer activity
Source: RefSeq, a predicted model, not a curated record
UAUGACGUCUAUCCUCUCAGUCACUACUAGCAUCAUGUCUUUUGAUUAGCUAAUGUUUUCGUAUUUUGGGGCCUGAAGCUAUAAAAAUAUAAUUUAUUAAUGUCAGUCGACGUAGCUUUUAUUUAGCACUUCAUAAAGGACAGUCCCAGUAUUUGGAUGGAGUCAUUUUCCAGCUUCUCGUUAUUUUGCAAAAUCACACAAAGGGACCUCAGGUGUCAGGAUUCAAAUCAUCUUUCACCGAAGUGGCAGAAAUAUGGUCAAAUAUUUUUGUAACUCCACAGACAUCAAAAGCACCUGGGACCAUGUUGUCUCUGCUUUUUGGCAGAGAUACCCGAAUCCUUUCAGCACCCAUGUCCUUACCGAGGACGUUGUGUACCGGGAGGUGACCACGGACCACCGCCUCCUCUCCAGACGCCUGCUGAUGAAGACCAAUCGGCUGCCUCGUUGGGCGGAGAGGUUCUUCCCUGUUGGAAUGUCUCGCUGCGUUUACAUCGUGGAGGACUCCAUCGUGGACCCCGUCAACAGAAGCUUAACCACCUACACCUGGAACCUGAAUCACACCACUCUCAUGUCUGUGGAGGAGCGUUGUGUUUUCCAAGACUCGUUGGAGCAGCCAUCAACCACACUACUAAAACGUGAGGCGUGGAUAUCUUCAGGCAUUUUUGGCUUCUCUAAACCCAUUCAGGAGUUUGGCUUGGCCCGCUUCAAGAGCAACCAGGUGAAGGCCAUGAAGGGGCUGGAAUACGCUCUGUCCAAUCUGCAGGGAGAGACGCCCCAAUGGCUGCUCAGAGACACCGUGAAACCUCCAUCAGAGAAGGCCAAGGAGGCGGCCAAGACUCUGGCUUCAGCUGCCAGCGCUCCACAGAAGCCCCAGCAGUACGUCUGAUGGCAGAGCGAUGACGCCUUCACCCUGUUUGCACUUACUGUAGAUUUAUCUUUUAUUCGUUUAUCAGUUCUUUGUUAAAUCUCAGGUCUUUGUAUAAAACCUUUUACUGCUUUAGCUGUCAGAAAGUCCAGCUUCCUGGUAGUUUAUAAUGUUAAUUUAAAUUUCGGGGGGGGACAGCAUUAUGUUAUGAGUUAAAUGGCAAACUGUUAAUCGAUCAUUAGAAAGCAUAAAUGGUUAUGCUGACACUGACAAUCACAACAGAGUGGCUUCUAUUAGAAUGAGCAACAUUUUCACUGAUUUAUCGUGUAAUAAGAACAGCCUGUAACUGUAUGACUGUCUGAGGUGCAAUAAUGAAACUGGAUCAUCUGAUUCUGCUUUUAAAAGCUUCUUCUGGAGAUUGUUUUGUUUUGAUUUCAACGGCUGCAUUCCUUUAAGGUUUGAAUUCACUGGAUUUUUGUCGUUUUGGGAUUCACAAUAAGUGACAAAUGUACUCUUCAUUUUUUCAGGUCAUUUUAAACUUUAAAAUCUCUUGAAAAUCCUCAAUUCUUCCAAUGUUUGAUUUCACAUCAAGGUAAAAUUUCAGAAAGCUCUUAUUUGUUUAGAUAAGCUCCAAUAAAACAAAUG